CAUUUAAAGAAAUGAAAAAUGAGUUGGAUAUGUUCAACAUACCAACUAACGUCCAUAAGGGCAUAUUUGAGCGAAUUGUUGGACGGGGAGGAACCCAAUUUUAAACGGAGGGUAUAUGACCUUUUCGAAUAGUUUAGAGGCAUAUUUGAGUCUUUUCUCAAAAAUAAAUAACAAGUGAUCUGUCAUUUUAAAUCUAAUGUGGAUGAUGACAUGUCACUUUUAUUUUGCAUUUGAUAUUCAUGCAAAACCAAAGGGGUUUAAAAUGUUGAGUUUCAUCGAGUUUAAAAAAUUAGUUAACAAAAGAUAAGUAGAAGGAUCCAAAAUACAAACGCAUAUAAGUAUGAAUGUUCAUUAGAUCAUCUUGCCUAAUUAGUUUUAUUCUUAAUAUGCUUAAGUUGAUAGGACAGAUUUACAUGCUUUGAUGUGAGUCCUAAAUACACUUGAUUUGUUAUUCAUGAAAGCUCUCAGCAAUUUUACAUGCCAUUAAACUAGAGUGGAAUAAGAGAAAGGGAAAAUAAAAGAGGAAGUUGAUUAUUGGAGUUACAAAUUAAAGAGUUGUAGUUAGUGUCAAAUAUUGGGUUUGAGUUAUAAGUAGUGAUAUAAAUAAAAAGGUGUAGCAUCAGCCCCCACCUUACAAUAUCAAAAGAAGCAAAACAUGUUUUGAAGCUAGCUAUUGCUAUAGUAUGGUGAUGGUGUUGAUCAUCAUACUUAUUUCUCACGUCAACCUCUCUCUCUUUCAAAUGAUAUAAAUAUAUAUAAGUGUUACAUAUGUGUCUCUCAUCAUAUAAAUGCGUCUCUCAUCAUAUAAGUUAGGUUUUUGAUCAAUGGGGGAUAAUAAUAAUAAUAAUAAUAAUAAUAAUAAUAAUAAUAAUCAUGUGAAGCUACCACCUGGUUUUUGGUUUUGCCCAUCAGAUGAAGAGCUAAUUGUUCAUUUUCUUCAUCGCAAGAUAUCUCUAUUACCUUUUCAUCCUGAUGUUAUUCCUGAUCUUCAUCUUCAUUCCUAUGAUCCUUGGGAUUUGGAUGGAAAAGCAAUGUCCGGAGGAAAUAAAUGGUAUUUCUAUAGCAGGAGAACACAUGAGACCACAAGAAUCACAAGCAAUGGAUAUUGGAAAUCUUUGGGAGUUGAUGAAACAAUCUUGUCAACUUCCAAUCACAACCUUGGAAUGAAGAAAUACUAUACAUUUUACAUGGGUCAGCCACCGCAAGGCCAUAAAACUAAUUGGCUGAUGCAAGAAUAUAGCCACAUCUCUCAUUCUUCACCUUCAUCAAGUAGCAGUAGAAGAAGAAGAAGUGAAUCAAAAAUUGACUAUAGUAAAUGGGUAAUUUGUCGUGUAUAUGAAAGCAACUCAUGUGACAGUGACGAAAAUGAGCUUUCAUGCUUGGAUGAAGUGUUCCUUUCAUUAGAUGAUCUUGAUGAUGAUGAGAUUAGUUUGCCACAUUAGUUUAAUUAAUUAAUUAAUUAGAUCCACAAAAAUUUGAUCUAAUUAAUCUCAUACUUUAUUUUCCAUUAUUAUACAUUUUUUGAAUUUAAAUUUCCACAGUAAAAACAAAAGAUGUAACAAAUUAAGAUCAAUGCAGUGUCACUAUAAUAUA
This is a messenger RNA of Solanum lycopersicum (tomato), 1593 nucleotides long. Its product is annotated as NAC domain-containing protein 104-like. Gene Ontology annotation, biological process: regulation of DNA-templated transcription; system development. Gene Ontology annotation, molecular function: DNA binding. The record is from RefSeq and is a predicted model, not a curated record. Lineage: Eukaryota; Viridiplantae; Streptophyta; Magnoliopsida; Solanales; Solanaceae.